This is a messenger RNA of Schistosoma guineensis, 1770 nucleotides long. The record is from the annotation of a GenBank genome assembly. Lineage: Eukaryota; Metazoa; Platyhelminthes; Trematoda; Strigeidida; Schistosomatidae.
UGAAGCGCUGUUUUCCAGUAGUGCGUAACUGAGCUGUAAGUGCUUCCUUGACCACUAAUAAUCUCCGAGGUCAUAGCAAGAAGGUUCAUAAACCACGAUCUAAUAAACUUAAAGUGGGAUCCCGUUUUUCUCAUCGAGUAGUCAAUGAUUGGAACGCCUUGUCCGAACAAGUGGUAUCAGCCCCAUCAGUGAAUACUUUCAAGGAAAAGCUGGACCUUCACUGGAAAGCAAUGUGUCAGGAUUAACACAGGUUCAUCAACCUACUAUCCUUAUUACUGAAGACUGAAGACUGAUCAACCUCAGAAUUUUUUACAAGUUCAUAUUCUCUUUUGAAGGUUGCAGUAUUCACCAAUAUAAUUUACUUCGGGCGUUGAGAUUGUAACGUUAAGUUCUGAUUCACUUCGGUUGGUAAUGGUGGAAAUUUAUCACUACAUGAUCUGCUUACGUACAUAAAGUUCUAAAUGAACAACCAGUCCUCAAAACUUCAUUUCUGCUUUAAAGUAGUGUUGGGUUUUCAGUGAGAGGUUAUGUUGCAUGAGUUAUUUUUGACCAAAUUGAACACUCCAUGAUUUAAUCUCAUUUGUCAAUGCCUAUUUUCAACCCUAAAACAGUUACAAAUUUCCUGACUUAUGAAAAAGAGGAAAAAGUGGGCUUUCUAUGGAAAAAGCGUUCAGAACAGAAAAAAUCUUACAAAAAACGUUACUUUAUAUUGUGUGGUAAUAUUUUAGCGUAUUUUGAUAAGAAAUUGGAUAAGGAACCAUUGGGUAUUAUAUUUUUGGAUUGUCAUAUUGUUGAAAUGUUGGAUGAUUUGAAAAUGGCAAUACGAUUCAGAGGACCCGGCGAGUUAUCUCGCAGUUAUAUUUUAAAGGGUGAAACAGCUGAGGAUAUUGAAGAUUGGAUGCGUGCUAUCAGUAGAUGUAGUAUUGAAUUUAUUACUUUAACUCUUGAAGAUUUAGAGGAUCACUACAAAGCACUGACUACAGUAAAACAAACAAAUACAGAUCAGAAAUCAUCACCAUCUACAUUAAUUGGAAAUAAUAAUAAUAAUUCAACUGUUUCAGCUGUUAAGUCCUCAAUAUUUUCUAGACGUUCGAAUCCGUUUAAUAAAAGUAAUAGUGUUACUGGCACUAGUUACGAUAUCGAUCCUACUGGGUUCAAUAGUCAAUCACGCAAAUUGUGUCCAUCCAGUAGUUCCAAUGGUUUAUUAAAUCAAACCACAUCGUCCUCUAUAAAUCAUACUCAAUGGUUAUUAACACAGAAUUGGGAACAAUUAAAUUCUCGUUUAAAAGCUCAAUUCAUGAUAUUUGACAACAAAACUGACACAUGAACAAAUUAAUUACCAUUAAAUUUCAUUUCUGUUUUAUAUAAUUUGUAUAGUUUUGUUAGUAGACUUUGGCUCAAUGCUCAAUGUAAAUAUAAUUUUUAUUUACUUUGAAUUAGUACUAUUAUUAUCUAUUCCAAAUCUUUGACUAACGUUUUAGUAUCAGACUACUUAAUUUAAUGGUUUCAGCUACGUAACUUCAAUUCAUAAACCAUUUCUCAGUUUAAGUAUUUGUGUUGAAUAAAUGCUAGAAUUAUGUUUUUUUCCACUUUUUGUGCAUAAAAAUAGUGUACCAUUGCAAAACUGAAGCUCAUUAUUAUCUAGCUUUGUUUUUUUAUUCAUACUUAUUACUGUACAUCCAAGUAUAUUUGAAUGCUCAAUUAUUUCGGUUAACUAAUAAAAGGUUGUUAUAUGUGGUUCAUUCAAACAUAAAUGGCAAAAUAACUCUA